AUGGUGGCGCUUGAUAGCAUAUCCCCGUUACUACAUCGUCUUGAUCGAAUCUACCAAGCCUGUCUUCCUGACAAUGAGCUCUUCCUAUCCUCGCCUUCUCCCACCGACAUCACGCCACCACCCUCCUCCUUCCAUCGUGUCUCUCCUCCCAAAAACUUAUUUCUUAGCCUUGGGCCAGCAGUCUCCACUUUCUUUACUUCUGCUUCUGCUGGUUUGCGCGCAUUCGCCGCUCUUCGUAACAGGACGCACCUCACGCUCAUAUGCAGUCUCCUCAAUAGGCUUUGCACUGAUAAUGGGAGUGGUCGGAGUGGUGUCUUUAACUCAGUACCAACUAAUAUUAGCUCGAAAUUUUCUGGAAGUCGUGGUAUACCUGAUUCCUCUGCUGUUGCUUUGACAUUAUCCGACUUCAUUGACUCUCAUUGGGCAAAAUGUCGGCAGGUGAUGCUGGUGCCCCGUUUGGAAAUGGUCGCCGAUAUCUCAAUGAUACUUCCGUUAAGAACUACUAUUUCCAAUCCAGCUGUGUGA
Protopolystoma xenopodis is the source of this 525-nucleotide messenger RNA. The record is from the annotation of a GenBank genome assembly. NCBI's taxonomy places the organism in Eukaryota, Metazoa, Platyhelminthes, Monogenea, Polystomatidea, Polystomatidae.